This is a messenger RNA of Branchiostoma floridae (Florida lancelet), 2805 nucleotides long. RefSeq lists its product as uncharacterized. The record is from RefSeq and is a predicted model, not a curated record. Gene Ontology annotation, molecular function: chitin binding; metalloendopeptidase activity; zinc ion binding. The transcript has 14 exons. Lineage: Eukaryota; Metazoa; Chordata; Leptocardii; Amphioxiformes; Branchiostomatidae. The coding region runs from base 1 to 2394 and encodes 797 amino acids.
AUGACUAAAGGACAAGACGCUGCCACUGUUCAGGCGACUAAAGGACAAGACGCUGCCACUGUUCAGGCGACUAAAGGACAAGACGCUACCACCAUCAAUGUUCCUAAGAAGUGGCGUGAAGACAACCAGUGCGGAGAGGGCUACCCUGCUGCAGACGGUAACCCUGCUGAAUGCGACCCUGACGGUAUUUACCCAUGCUGCUCCCCGUUCAACUGGUGCGGCAACACUGCAGCACACUGCGACUGUCCGGACUGUGUCGACUACAGGAACACAGGCCACAAGCCCACAUCGUGCGCUGAAGCUAAAUCUCUACGCUCCAAUGCCAACGACGGCGAGUACAUACUUUACCCCUUUUCAACGGACAGUGAUGUAGCCCUUGGCGUCUAUUGCCAUGACAUGGCAUCUGGGGAACCCAAAGAGUUCCUAACCCUACCAUCCGGUCCUGAUGAGAACUAUGCCAUUUUCUUUGCUGACCGACUGGUCUACGCAUGGCACUCGCAAUGCACCGGUUCAUUACAGCACCCAUACGACAAUCGAGGGACCACGAAGUUCAGCAAGCUCAGAAUCCAGUUUAAUACAUCCAGGAUCGAAGUUAUUGGAGAUGACUACACCUUUGCUCAAACCACUGGGCCAAAUGAUGUUGCUUACGGGCAUGCAGGCGACUGUUAUUCAGCAAAACAGGGGUGUGCUAAGGGAACGUUCAAAGUGGAUCUGACUGGGACGGGACUUGCGCUGGCACCAGAAGUCCACUGGGUCAUGGGUGACUGCUACCCAGCAGAUCUGACCAUCAACGACAUGUUUCUCUCGGAGGACAGAAAGGUUGCCUCUGCCCGAUGUGGUGGAUGGUGUGGCUACUGCCGGCCCGAUGGAGAGAAAAUAUAUCUGACACCCUCACAAGCUCCUAAGAAGUGGCGUGAUGACCUGCGUUGCGGGCAGGGCUACCCUGCUGCAGACGGUAACCCUGCUGAAUGCGACCCUGACAGGUUUUACCCAUGCUGCUCCCCGGGAAACUGGUGCGGCAACACUGCGGCCCACUGUUACUGUUCGGACUGUGUCGACUACAGAAACAAAGAAACAGCCUACGCCUGUGGUGAGAGUGGCACCUUGCAGCUGUCGUGUGGAGAGGGAAAGACGCUCCUCAUCUUGGGCGCCAACUACGGCCGUACGUCGACCAACCACGACUGCCGAUGUUCCACCUGUCGCACCAACUGCCGGGCAGCCAGCAGCCUGUCCGUGGUGCAGAGCGCCUGCCAGGGCGAACAGCAGUGCGCCGUGCGGGCCACUGCCUCCGUUUUCGGCGACCCCUGCAGGGGUGUGCAGAAGUACUUGGAAGCGUCAUACCGCUGUAUCACAGAAAGUAACGUCGCCCAGGGCAAGACAGCAACAGCAAGCACUCAUCCUUCACAAUGGGGACCGGAAAAGGCUGUGGACGGCCUCAGAGGGACGUUCGUUUCCUGGUACAACCAGUGCCUUCAUACCCUCCGGGUGUAUCAGCCGUGGUGGAAGGUGGACCUGGGUGGUGAGGGUCACUACACGGUUAACCGUGUCAGCGUUCUAAACAGGGGCGACUGCUGUGGAGAGCGACUGCGAAACUUCCAGGUGCGAGUUGGCCCGAACGAGAACUUCGCCCAGAAUGACCAGUGUGGGGGGACUUACACGGCACGUCCAGCCAAUGGAGCAACCAUUGUGGUGUACUGUGACCAGCCGAUGUCCGGCCGUUAUGUGUCUAUUCAGGUGAUGGGCCGGUCCGACAAUCUGCAAAUUUGCGAGGUCGAGGUCUUCGCUGAAACAGUGAGCAAGUACAUUGGCCUGGGUUGCUGGAGGGACACAUACACCCGCGCCAUUCCAACUCUGGAGGGGACAAAUUCACGUCUAGAUGGCAGCUACCCUACUCGUCAAAACCCCAUAGAGAAGUGUUACCAGGUAGCAAUCUCUCGUGGUUUCCCCGUGUUUGCUGUACAGGCAGGCGGUUGGUGUGCUGGGUCUGCUGAUGGGCUCAACACCUUCAACAGGUACGGACCUUCCACAGCCUGUGCAGCGGACGGAGAAGGAGGUUCUUAUGGAAACGAGGUCUACAAGAUUACAGGAAGCGAAAGCCGUGAGUACAUCAGCCUGGGUUGCUGGAGGGACGAACUUGAUCGCGCCAUUCCGACCCUCGAGGGAACAGAUGCACGCCUAGAUGGCAUCUACGCUUACCGUCAAAACCCCAUAGAGAAGUGUUACCAGGUAGCACGCUCUCGUGGUUUUACCGUGUUUGCUGUACAGGAUGGCGGCUGGUGUGCUGGAUCUGCUAGUGGGCUCAAUACCUUCAACAAGUACGGCCCUUCCACAGCCUGUGCAGCGGACGGCGAAGGCGGAAGUAUGGCAAAUCAAGUCUACAAGAUUACAGGGUAGUGGGAUGGAGAACGGAAGCACUGGCCUCUACUCCUCUCCACAACUCAGCAUGGAAGCAGUGGCAAAUAGACAGAGCGGUCAACAAUACAAUAGAGAAACAGACUGAUUUUUGUGUGUAUGUUAUGUGUGUGUGCGAAAUAUUUUAACAACAACUUCAAAGACUAUAUGAGAAAAAGCAGUUUUACACGAUGGUUUGUCAUAAUACUCGUUUUUUUUCACGUGUUUUGCAUACAAUUCACACGUCAAGCCUUUCCCGUAUAUAAAUUGAUGUGUUGUAGGCAAUAUUCGUUUGAUGUAUAAUAUACGAAGGAAAAUGGUUUGCGUUCCUGCUAGAUGUGACAUUUGUUAUGUAUGUGGUCACAACAUCCACUGACGACUUUGUUCAGAUUUGAAUUAAAGGAGAGAAAAUAC